Molecule: messenger RNA, 10477 nt
Organism: Mya arenaria
Lineage: Eukaryota; Metazoa; Mollusca; Bivalvia; Myida; Myidae
Exons: 2
Coding region: 1155-3299 (714 amino acids)
Source: RefSeq, a predicted model, not a curated record
AAUCUUUAAAUUGAUUUAGUUUUGAGGUAUAACUUUUGCAAGAAAGGACUUACAUCCUUUAAUUAAAUGCAACACAUUUUUUCAAUAAUGAGUUUCAAGCAUAAUUUACCAAGGAAUACUUUAUAACGGUGAUUUGUUAUAAUAUAUUUUCAUUUAUUUAUUUUUGGAAAUCUUUCAAUAUAUGAACAAUUUAUUGUGUCAAAAUUGUCUAGACAAUCUAAUCAACGUUGUCUGGUGGCCUGUUCAUGCUGUCAUGAUUUCAGAUAAAUAAAGAUAUUCUAUAAGAUAGUGAAAUAAGUAACUAAUAUUAACUUCCUGGUUAAAACAAAAGAAAAACAGUUAUAUGACAAAGGAGAUAUAAAUUGAUUUAUAUUGUGCAUGUGUAUAUGUUGAUUGAAUUGAAUUGAUAACAGUUUGGACAGGCGGACUGGGUUGCAAAUGCACCAGUCCUUUUCAAAAUAAAUUCCGGCAGAUGCAAUAUGCAUCAGCCCUUUUCAAUCCAAUCGGGUGUUAGUAUUUACUGUCCCAUAAAUAAUUCGGAUGUGAGAGCGCAAAUAUAAAAACAACACGUACAAAGCCAUACAAUAUUUUAUGUUGACUGAAUAAUAUCAAAUAGUUUGGCCCAUGAAACAAUGUGCUAAAAUGCAAAUGCAAAUGCUUUUUUGAGCUAACAUUUGUCAAAAUCUCUUUAAUUAAAUUUUCUUAGCUCUCAAAACACUUGGCAUUUAUACAAGGACAUAAGUGUAGUGCGUGCUAUAUCAGCGGACCUUUACAAUACAUACUGGUUCAUUUGUAAGAUUCAUAUGUCAUGUAUGUUAUAUGUUGUUACAUUUCUUACCUCAGAACCAUGCAUCAAUUCGCCUCAAUGUGCCUCACUAAGGAUUUUUUUCUUUCCAUGCCAUGGCCUUUACUAGAAUUCUAUUUAAUAUAAAAGGACUGUUAACAGAUCUUUAACUGCUGUGAAUAUUUGGUUAAAUUGUCACGGUAAACACCAAACAGAUAACUCGUAAAAACAGGCAAUAAAAGCAAUAUAUGAACAUGAGUGGUGCAGUGUAAACACCAGCUCAUGUGGUUUAUGAUAUGAUGAUUCAUACAAAUUAAUGUACUAUGGUCUGGUAUUGAAGAACAAGUAGAGCUGUUCUGUAGAUCUUGCUAUGGCUGUCAGUUUCAUGGGCCGUGAUCAAGGGGAGCAGUAUGCUAUGUCCCUGAGACUAUCCAGGGUGCUCGGGGAUAUUGGGAUCAACAAAAAGAUGGUCAGUUUGAGGAGGAGAACUUGGCUGCUGAUUGAGAAACAAUUUACAAUCACUUUCACUGCCUUCCAUAAUAAAAUACAAACUUUUUUCAACUUUGGAAGCCAAAGUGAAGGCACGACGACAAUAGGGAUGAAGUCAGAUGUAGAUUUGUUACGAUUGGAUGUUAACAAUCCUGUCCUGCUUGACAUGUCUGAGUGGGAGCCAGGGAAGGAGUCCCUAUGUGUUAUCAAGAAUGAACAUACCCCACCCCAACACUGCAAUCUUCAGCUACUGGAGACCGAUAUUUCACAGUCAGUCAAGGAGAUAUUGAUGGACAGACGGAUAGAUUUAGAGGUGGACAUGGCUGGCAGAGUGCUCCUCAAAAACACUGUCGGGGAAUCAAGUAUGAAAAAGCGAUGGGGAGAUGAUUAUAACAAACAAGGUCCAUCAAGGACCAUGAAUAAGGAUCUUGAUAUAGUGAUGAGUUUUCCCUGCACACAUUUUCCGGAGGAAUGUCUGUUUCUGUUCAACAGACCACGGCCAGGACAUUAUCCAAGACCUGAGAUACUCUCACAGGCAAGACAAACCACAGCAUUUAUUAUUCCACAAGGACAUGCUGAAAGUAGUCGCCCACAACUGGAGUGGAGAUUCUCUACCUCACUUAUUGAAAGACUGCUAAUGUUUGACUUGGAUAUUAAUCAGAUAAAGGUCUACACGUUCCUUAAAAUAAUAAGAAUAACAUAUUUCAAGCCUGUUUUUGGUGACAGAUUAAGCACAUUCCACUUUAAAACAGCCUUAAUGUUCACAUUGGAGACCUACCCAUCCUCGAUCUGGAAUAAGAACAACUUGCUACAGUGUGUCAUCUACUGUCUUACCACACUGAGGCGCUGGUGUAGAAUUGCCUACUGUCCACAUUACACCAUCUCUGAUGUGAACUUGUUUCUGGGAAAACUAAGCAAGUUUGAGAUGGACCAUAUAUCGUCAAUGUUAUCAGACAUGAUAGAAAAUAUUUUAGAUUUUGUGGUCAAUAUCAAGAUGGAUGACAUUAGUAAGAGAAUGUUAGAAUUAACGGGACUCGAGCUUUCACAGGUGCAAACAAAAACAAGAUUCCGUGGCAACACUUUGGACAUUUUGAAAGCCUGUUUGAACAACCUUCUAGAUAGCUUAUAUACAUUAUUUGUGUUCAAAAUAGCAAGCGCAACUGUCGAGGCAGAGGGACUGUUGAUUGAAUAUGACAAUGUAUUAAAGAUGUACGCAACAUUUAUGCAAGAAGGCAUUGACUCCUUCAGAGAUGUAUCUGGUCUCAUAGUUAAGCUGAUCAGUAGUACCUCAGCUUCUGUCCAGAUUUCCAUGCACAUUCAAUCAUGCCAACCAAUCAGCCAAGGUAUUUACAACAUGUACCAAGCAAAUCUGGACUCAGAUCUUAGCUCAAGCAGACUGAAGUUUGCUUCCAUGUUGUACUGUACUGGCCAGUAUGAGGAGGCAGCGACAAUGUUGGAUCACACUGAUGGGUUGCUGCAUCAUCCAGAUGUGUGGCAGUUUUGUUUAAGUCCAGAAAGAGUACAGUUUGAACCUACUUAUAACUUCUUAUGCAAAGCUCUCGACCAGCCUGUUUCAGAAGUUGUGAGAUCAUCAGUGGCUUUGAGCGUUAUAUUUCUCCGUCAGGAACUACGCUGUGUGCCAAAACAUUUAGUAUAUGAAAUGUACAGAACAUUCACACAUGAAGACAUUCUACGACGACGAAAAUGGUGUGACGACUUUAUGAAUUUAGCCACCAUUGACUCUUUCCCCUUUCUCUACUACCUACAGUAUCUCACGUACAAACAACUUGGGAAUAAUGUUAGAAAAGUGAUAGCAAUGGUGAACCUAAGUUUUUGCUUACAAAAAGAAAGUAAGGCGCCUGGCUACAAAGAGACAACAACGAAUUUGAUGGCACACUGCAUGGAGCUAGAAAACCGACUGGACACUGCCUGGAGGUUAUAUGCAAAAUCUUUACAGGCCUUUCCUAACAACAAUGCAGCCGUCUGGCACAUGGCCAUUAUAUUGAACAAAACGGUCAACCAAUGAAUGCUUUCCAUACAAAAAUGUGUAAUUCUGGAGCUGACCUUUAAUGCUAUUCUCACGACCCCACAACAACACUGCAAUGUAACACUGGGAAACAAUUCAACCUUAGUGUGUACUAUUUAAUGGUAUUAAUACAGUGCUUCUCAAAUCACUGUCUGGGAAUCAAGUAUGUAAGAAGAGCUAUGGGGAGAUGAUUAUACCAAACAAGGUCCAUCAAGGACCAUGCAUAAGAAUCUUGAUAUGGUGAUGAGUUAUCCCUGCACAAAAUUACCGGAGGAAUGUCAGUUUCUGUUCAACAGACAACGGCCAGGACAUUAUCCAAGAUCUGAGAUACUGUCACAGGCAAGAAAAAACACAGCAUUUCUUAUUCCACAAGGACUUGCUGAAAGUAGUCACCCACAACUGGAGUGGAGAUUCUUUACCUCACUUAUUGAAAAACUGCUAAUGUUUGACUUGGAUAUUAAUCAGAUAAAGGUCACUUUCCUUAAAAUAAUAAGAAAAACAUAUUUCAAGCCUAUUUUUGGUGACAGAAUAAGCACUUUCCACUUUAGAACAGCCUUGAUGUUCACAUUGGAUACCUAUCCAUCCUCGAUCUGGAAAAAGAAGAACUUGCUGCAGUGUGUCAUCUACUGUCUUACCACACUUAGGCGCUGGUGUAGAAUUGCCUACUGUCCACAUUAAACCAUCUCUGAUGUGAACUUGUUUCUGGGAAAACUAAGCAAGUUUGAGAUGGACCAUAUCUCGUCAAUGUUAUCAGACAUGAUAGAAAAUAUUUCAGAUUUUGUGGUCAAUAUCAAGAUGGAUGACAUUAGUAAGAGAAUGAUAGAAUUGACUGAACUCGAGCUUUCACAUGUGCAAACAAAAACAAGAUUCCGUGGCAACACUUUGGACAUUUUGAAAGCCUGUUUGAACAACCUUCUAGAUAGAUUGUAUACAUUAUUUGUGUUCAAAAUAGCAAACGCAACUGUCGAGGCAGAGAGACUGUUGAUUCAAUAUGACAAUGUAUUAAAGAUGUACGCAACAUUUAUGCAAGAUGGCAUUGACUACUUCAGGGAUGUAUCUGGUCUCAUAGUUAAAUUGAUCAGUGGUAUCUCAGCUUCUGUCCAGAUUUCCAUGCACAUUCAAUCAUGCCAACCAAUCAGCCAAGGUAUUUACAACAUGUACCAAGCAAAUCUGGACUCAGAUCUUAGCUCAAGCAGACUGAAGUUUGCUUCAAUGUUGUACUGUACUGGCCAGUGUGAGGAGGCAGCGGCAAUGUUGGAUCACACUGAAGGGUUGCUGCAUCCAGAUGUGUGGCAAUUUUGUUUAAGUCCAGAAAAAUAAAACAGUUUGAACCUACUUAUAACUUCUUAUGCAAAGCUCUCGACCAGCCUGUUUCAGAAGUUGUAAAAUCAUCAGUGGCUUUUAGUGUAAUAUUUCUCCGCCAGGAACUACACUGUGUAUCUUAACAUUUAGUGUAUGAAAUGUACAGAACAUUCACACAUGCAGACAUUCUACGACGACGAAAAUGGUGUGACGACUUUAUGGAUUUUGCCACCAUUGACUCUUUCCCCUUUCUCUACUACCUACAGUAUCUCACGUACAACCAGCUUGGGCAAAAUUUUGGGGAAAAGUGACAGCAAUGGUGAAACUAAGUCUAUGCUUACACAAAGAAAGUAAGGCGCCUGGCUAUAAAGAGACAGCAACAAAUUUGAUGGGACACUGCAUGGGGCUAGAAAACCGGCUGGACACUGCCUGGAUGUUAUAUUCAAAAUCUUUACAGGCCUUUCCCAACAACAAUGCAGCCGUCUGGCACAUGGCCAUUAUGAUGAACAAAACUGUCAACCUAUGAAUGUUUUCCACGCAAAAAUGCGUAAUUCUUUAUCCUUAAACUGACCUUUAAUGCUGAUCUCACGACCCCGCAAGAACUGCAAUAUAGCACAGCCUUAGUGUGUCAUAUUUAAUUGUAUGAUAUCAUGAUAUUGAACAAUUUAGUAAAGACAAUAAUGGAUGAUCAUUGCUUUAUUAUAUGCUUAUCGGUGGUUUAUAGAGAAGUAUCAGUGAAAUAUAAAAUAUGUUUAACUUUUUAUUUUUUAUUUAACAGUGUGGUGCACUUUUGUGAAAAAAAAUCAAUAAUAUAUAGCACUGUAUAUUUCACCUCGUAAACACCAAAAGUGUACACUAGUUCACUGGUUUGGUGCUCACUCGGUAAAAUAUAUUACAAUGUUGCAGUGAAAAAAAUAUUUAUAAAUUUCGAUUACCAAUGCAUUUUGGACUUCUGAAUGUAUGCAUGCACAGUUCGUGUGUAUGCAAUAACAAGUUAAAACGUAUAUGUCCUGAUUUUAUUCUGAUACAAUAAAUAAAAAAAAGCUAGAUACUUUUCGAUUGAAACCAUUUAAACACAAAAAUGGCCUAUUUCAAAUUUGAGGAAAACGAUAAAUGAUAUAUUUUAUUAUUGUCAUGCUUUUUAUUGAAAAUUAAAGCUACACUCGCACAGAUUGAACGUUUUAAAAACUUUUUUAUUUUUGGUAUUGAAACGAGCCAAUGUUUGCGAAAAUCCAUGGAAACCAGUCACACAAGACUGCUGACAAAAAUUAGAUCGCAGAUUUUAAUAUUUAAGUUCAAAAAUUGAUGUUUUAUGCAUCUUUCUUACACUGUUAGAAACGGUCAGCAAUCUUUUAUCAUUGGUUUGCAGAUAUUUACGCAAAAAAAUGCUCUUUCCAAGACAAAAAAUAAAAAGUUGUAAAAAUGGUAUAUCUGUGAGAGUGCAGCUUUAACGGUGGACUAUAACAUUAUAAACUCACUGUUUCAAGUGUUCACUGUUUUUGACAUUUUACCAUGAACGCUCACGUUGUCUGCUGGGUUGCGCUUGUUCAGGAUCCUAAUAAAUAUUUCUUCAGAUGUUAAAAUCAUUCUAUUUAGAUCGACUGGCUCAAUAUCAUUUAAAGUAUUCAAAUUGUUUUUAAAUGCUAAAUGUGCUUGAUUAACUAAAUUUAACGAAAAACCUUAUAUACCAGUUGAGAUAUAUAAACCGCUUCUUUAUGUGAUCCUAAACUAAUUUUGAGUACACAUGUGGUAUGAGUUAUGCUUUUUUAAACGCACUUUCAUUUCAUUAAAAGGCAUUAAACCUUGUACGCUGAUGUACAGAGAAAAGGAUUUGUUUCAUUUUUAUGACAUAUAACUUAAAAUGUCAACAUAAUCUCAUGGUUCAAAUAGAGGAUGUAAUUAUUAGGGAAAUGGAAGAAAAAACUUACCUUUUUAUGUAAAACAUAUUUUCCACUACGUAAUGACUCAAAUCCCAAAAUAUUGAUGGUACACGUCGAUUAAAGUUUUUGGUUCUACGUAGUUUUGAGCGAACAAGAAUUUCUGUUAAAGUGACUCUCUUAUUCAAAAUCAAUACAUACACAUGUAUAACAGACAUAUAUUUUGAGUGAUACACAUUUAACUACUUACUAAAUAAUGCAUUAAGUGAAAAUAUUAAUUACUGGUAACAAUAUUGUAACCGUGUAUUUAAUAGCAGAAAGCGCAAAAAUAUUAAAUAAUUGGUGAAUGCUAAAAUAUUUACUGUGGUCUUCUAUAGUUUUAUAGGGUAGAAAUACCAUGUUUUAUGCUCAUUUCUUUCAAAUACAACUCAGUAUCCUUCAUAAAAACCAUUGUUUUCAACAUGCAUUCAUCCUUUUUGGAAUAAUAAAAUAAUAUCUUUACUUGUGGUAAAUCUUAUUUGGGAGUAAGAAUGGAUCUUUAAAUCAUGAGCGGUCGAAGGCGGAACCAUUUUUUCAUACAUACUAUUUUUUUAGAAUGACUAAGAAUAAUGGUAGUAUCUCUUCUAAUGGUAUAUUUUAGUAAAUAUUCGACAUAUUUUUUAUUUAUGCUCCCUAAGGGCGGCAUAUUGUAAUUGGACCGUCUGUCACCACGCGUACCACGGUUUCCCAAUAAAGCUUAGACAUAGCGACAUCAAACUUGAUAGGUAGGUUGGUCAUGACCAGCAGAUGAAUCCUAAGACCAACGAGGUCUUUCGGGGGCAUUUGUCAAGUUCCUGCGACAGCUCUUGUUUAUAAGAAGUCUUCCGGGAGGUGUAGUCAGAAACAUAUAAAGUCCUGUUUUUGCAUUGUUCCGUGCAACAUGGCUUCACAAAAAAAGUUAUUUUUGUCAUCUUUAUUUUUUGUAGAAAAAUAGGAGCGGUCGCUAUAAAAGCAACAUUUGUUUGCAUUUUAUGAAAAAAGGUGCAUUCAAUCCGCUGAACGAGACAUCAUGUUGGUGUCGCCUUAAUGAAAAAUAGGAACUUUAAAACUUCUGACCAUAUGUAAUGAACUUGUUCCUUUUUUCUUCAGAUUUUUCUAUCAAUUUGUUGCUAUGGAUCUGUCAAUAACUAUGAAAUUGUACCAUCUUUUUAAAAACCGAUCAACAUUUAUGUUUAACUUUGUAAACCAUUUAUAAUUUAAUUGAUUUCAGAAUAUUUUUUAAAGUGUAGCACUUUGGAAUACAGACGACAGAGAAAUAAAUAAACAAGUUUUUAAAAUGUCGAAUCAUUUUAAACUUGAAUAUAUUAUUUAAUGGUUUAUAUUUAGGAUACCUAGAAAUUUAAGAUGACGGACUUUAUUAUUUUUAAAAGAAAAAAAGCACUAGCUGUGAAAUGGAAUAAUUAAUUUAUCAGCCAAUAUAUUUUGUUAUCAAUAUCUGUAUUGAUCAUGUGGUGGUAAAUAUUUCCAUUACAAAGUUAUAUAGACCGAAGUUUCGUCCAAGGUGUGGUAGACAUAUAUUAAUUUAUGCUGUGUGCUCAGGUUAACAAAACAAAUAUUGUCUUUUACAAUCCUUAUUAGGACUGGCAGGGUGUUCCUUAAACACACGGUCCAUGUAUAGAAAACCAGUUCGGGGUAUUUCUAGUUCCACAUCGACACAACUAGAGUGGAGAUUCUCAACGCCACUUAUAAAUUGAAAGAAUGCUUAUGCUUGCUUGCACUUAUUGAAAGACUGCUUAUGUGUGACUUGGUUAUUAACGAGUUAAUUAAGGGUCUACACGUUCUAAAAAGUAUUUAAAAAAAAGAUUCAAGCCUGUUUUGGUGACCGACUAAGCACAUUCCAAUUUAACUACAAACUUGAAAUAAAAACACGACUUAACAAUAGUCGAGCCGAAAGACACCCUCAUUUAUGGGAAAUGUAAUUAAUAUUACUUAGUGGGUGAAAAUAUGACCAAAAUCGCCGUAAUUUCUUCAUAAAUAAUACAGUGGAAACUCACUAAACCGGAUCUCCACAAAACCGGAAUUCUCGGGAAACCGGACUUUUUUUAGAGUCCCGAUUUUCCCCUUCUAUUUUCAAUGUAAAAUAAUCCCUACAAAACCGGAACCUCGGAAUUUCGGAUACCGGACAAAAAAUCGAGAAAAUUUGUUAGUUGUCAACGUAAUUUUACCUCACAAAACCGGACGUAUAUUUGUUCAAACAUGUCAAAAUGAUUUUGUGUAUUAGGAUUUCGCGAAUCGCGUGUCACUUUGUUUUGACAGCCGGUGCGUCGUUAAAUAUUGCACAUGUGAUGUUGUGUUAACUCGAUAAUCGAUAAUGAUGAUUGCGCUGUGGAUUGACUGCCGCGCGGUAAUCAAGCGAUUAUCAAACUUGUGAAAAGAAAAUUGAUUGAAACAUUAUUUUGUUUGUUGCAGAAAAUAAAGAACUAGAAACGGUUAUUAAGUGAUCAUUUUGCAGGGUUGUUUUAUCUUAACUUCUAUGAUUGAAUCAAAUUAGAGCGGUGCGUUAAUUAAACUAUCAAACAUACUUAACAAGCAUUAAAUUACGCGAGUUGUUUUAUUUUAAGACUCGAAAAACAGAUGAUUAUAAAAACACAGAAAUGUUUAAUUAUGUUUAUCACUUUUGCAUGUGCUUUAAUCAUGUCUCAACCUCCGUCUAAACGUCGAAGUUUUUUUGAGUAAACUUACUCCGUACAUCAAAUCCUCACUAAACCGGAAUCCUCACUAAACCGGAAAUUUUGCCGAGUCCGGACCUUGUCCGGUUUAGUGAGUUUCCACUGUAUAACAUUUCCUAAAAAAUGAAUCGAUAGGUAUCAGUAUACAGUAUUUAAAAGAGAAACAAAUGUACAAAGUUAAAGCAUUUUUGAGAACGUUUAUCGAUAAGGCAUAAGGAUGAUUGCGCCGCGCAUGCGCAUACUCAUUUCAUUUCCGAUCGUCGCCAUAAAAGUGUAAAAGUGUCCAACAUUCGCAACUUUAUCGUUUAAUUCGUGAUUGUGUAUUGUAAGUUCCACGAAAUGUUUUACAUUUUAUUUAUAACUGUUUCAGUCUUACCGAAGUUGUAGUCAGAUACAUAUAUUUUUUUAUAAAAUGAUGUUUUGCUUUAUUCAAUUUAAGUUAUUUCGGUAAUCUUUCAAAAAAAAACUUUAAAAAAGUCUGCAAACAUUUUGUUUGCAUUUUUAAAAAGGAAUUGUGUUAAUUACGCCUAAAAGAACAACAAGUUGGAACUGCUUAAUGGAGAACGUUUAAAACUUAUACAACUUAGUUAACUUUAGAGCUGAUCGAUUUCUCCUCUCUAUGCAAAAGUAGCGUUAACAUUAAUAUAAUUUUAUGCCGACAUAAAAUGUUUUAUGGAUCUGCGGGUUGAACUGAAUCACCCCUUGCUAAAUGUGCGGGUUGAACCGGUUUUUUUUUGGGGGGGAGCUUAUUUACCCUCCGCAUCGGGUUAUACCCAUUCGGCGAGCACGCUACGUUUUACAGUAUUUCUACAGAUUUAAUAACAUUUUUAACAUCUCGUCUUUAAUCGUAGCGUGGGUGCUUUGGACUGAAUAUAUAUAAAUAUUCCUACACAGUAUGUACAAAUCUCUGGUUAAAAAUUCAAUAUUUUAAUAAUGUCUUAAGAAUCUAUCACAUACGCAUUAAAAUCAAACACUUCAAAUACAUCAUAGAAAUUAUGCUAUAAUUUUUCCUAUACAAACAUUUUAGGCUCAGCUUACAUUUUAAAAAGAUGUCUAAAUUUUAAAAUUCUUUACAAUAGUAAGUGUUUAUAUAUACAACGUAUCCUUGGCAUUAUAACAACUAGCUAGUGAGAACUUUUUUUUAAAUGACAGAUUUCUCACUAGUUAGUUUCCUUAACCACCCCCAUCAGGGAUGGGGGCGGUAUAUGCUGGUUUGCACUGAGGACUAAGCCUCAGUGCGUUUGCCUGGAUUUAUUUUUUUCUUGAGUGAAUUAUUUUUCUUUUCUUUUUU